AUGUUGUUGUUGUUGGACCUGGAGAUUAUAGUAUGUGUCUCCAAGUCGGGUCGACAUGCUGUUGAGCAGCCCCCACCCCCCGACCCCACAAAGCCGCGCAUUUCCCAUGGCUGGCGACAAGCUGACAGCGGCCCGCCUUGGGGGAGAAGAGAUCUGGACAACUCGGACUGGUGUGCGUUGUCCAUGUACUGUGCCAUGGCCCUCGACAAGGGCGCCAAAGCGGGUAGCUCCAACGCACGUCUUCUCCAAGUCCCUCACGGUGCAUGUCUCGCCGCUGGUUGCCGCGCUCUGCCAUUGGACCCCGGCUACCGUACUUGGUCGAACGGAGAGACUGGCGGUGAAGAAGUGCAGUCGGUCGGUCAUCGCAUGUGCACACCACCACUUCCCAGCCUCCAGUCGCAGCGUUGCUCCCAGAUUGCUGCGGCCAACGGGACUAGUAGAUACGCAGGAGUAGUAUCGGCUCCAACAGGCUUGGUGCGCGCAAGGAAGACUGACUGGCCCUUUUUGACGGCGAUACCGAUUGGCGUCGCCGAACCACGUCCCAUCCCUCCAAGAGCGGCCACACUCUUCUGCCACGGCCUUGUGACCACUUGCGACGUCUGCUUCCCUUCGUUCGCCUCAACGCCUGCAUCCUCCUGCAUUGAUCGGUCCUCGUCGCCAGGACAGCCGCUCGCGACCUCUCUCUUGAUUCGCCGCUGCACCCAUCGAGACCUGCAGCAGACCCCGGGACGUACAUUGGGUAGUCAGUCAGUCACGCACGCCAACGACACUGCGUACCCGAUACCCACAAAGUACAUCCCUCUACCACCUUGGUUUUGCCCGCCCUCGCAGUCGCCCUCUUGCCGCUCACUCAUUGCGGUUUUGCACGAGCGCCCAUGUGCCCACCGCCGCCCAGCUCCCCCCGUUUGCGCGUCUCAAAGUACACGCAUAAUGUUCGCCGCCAGCUCUUGUCACGUCGCCGCCGCCGCCACACCAUCUGUGAGACGAAGGACCCGGCCGCCUUCGAGGACUGGAUCGGCUGAGGGUUUGCCGAGUAGAAGGAGUCUGACUUCGUGUGUGGGCAACUUCUGGGAGGCGAAGAGUCGCAUCGCAAGGGACAUGAUGGCAUGGGAGUCUGAAAACGACCAGCCAUUUGCCGAGUCAAUAGAAGAGAUAAUUCAAGCGCUGGAUUGUCACGAAAACUACAAGAUAAGGCAGACCAUGGCACGCACGGGCGCACUUUCGUUUGACCAUGUAAUCUCUACGCCCUCGUCAGAACUAUGGACUCCAGCUCCACGAUGCAACCCGAUUCCUCCACCACCAUCAUACAAUGAUUCAGUCGCAGAUUUACCCCCAGACUACACGUCCACAGAUGCGCUCGCACUAGCGCAAACACCUGAUUAUACACCUUUUUCAUCUUUCAGCGCUCCGAUAUGCUCUAAUACCCCAAACUGUUUACGAAUCAGUCAUAAUACGUCUCCAUCCUCUUCGCUUUUCUUGGACGAGAAAUCAUUGUACGUCGACAUAGAUUUUGGAUAUAGUGACAGCGGAAUCAGGUCACACGCAAAGAAAAAGCCAAAGCAAGCUGCCAAAAAAGCGGGUGCAGCAAAUCCACCAGAGGAGAAGAAAGAGGAGGAAACUGCAGGCGGUGGAGAUGGCGGUGGCGGUGGCGACCCUCCAGCUGAUGGUGGGGCCGGAAGCGGGGAUGGUGGAGACGGAGAUAAAGGUAAGAAGAAGACGAAGAAGGAGAAGGAAGAGGAAGACCGGUUAAAGAAGGAGGAAGAAGAGCGGUUGAAAAAGGAAGAGGAGGAGCGUGCGGCCAAGGAAGAGGAGGAGCGUGCGGCCAAGGAAGAAGAGGAACGCUUGGCUAAGGAGGCAGAAGAAGAGGCAGAGCGCGUGAAGAAGGAAAAGGAAGAUGCUGCCGCCGCCGCCGCAGAAUCCGCGCAGAAUAAUGACGACUGGGCGGCAAUAGGGGCAACGACUGGAAAGAAGAAGAAGGGUAAAAAGGGGAAAGCGGCUGAGGCCGUACCUCCACCUCCCCCACCUCCUCCGGAACCAUCGGCUGAUCCCGCAUACGACGACAUCGACCUGGACGACAUAGGCCCACCGAAGAUUGAUAUGAACUUCAGUGAUACUGGAACAAAGAAGGCCGGGUUUGGACUUCCAGGCUUGGGCAAAUGGUCUGCCGGGUGGGGCGGCUCAGGGAUAGGAUCUGCGAUAGGGUCUACGACCAAGGCAGUGUGGGGGUUUGACGGCGCUAAUGAUGCAAACGACGCCGGUGACAACCGAUCAGACUCGGACAAGAAAAAGAAAAAUUCUUCUGGAUUUGACUUUGAAUUUGAUACUCUUGAGCCAGGGGCUGCGAAGAAAGAGGAAGACGACCCAUCGGCUUUCAGUUUUGGCGAUGCAAAGGACAAGAAAAAAAAGAAGAAGGGCGCAGUGGAAGUGGAACCACCGCCAGAACCCGAGACCAUCGUCGAACCCGAACCCGAGCCCGUGCCAGAGCCAGAGCCAGAGCCAGAAAAACCAGCUGUCGAUCCAUUUGCGGGCCUCAGUAAGAAGGAAAGGAAGAAACUCGAGAAGAAGAUGAAAGAUGAGGCCAAGGCAAAGGAAAUCGAGGACGCACAGCUGAAGGAAGAAGAGGAAGCAGCUGCGGCGAAGCGACAGGAAGAGGAAGAAGCGGAGCGCAUCCGUUUGGAGGAAGAGGAAGCUGAGAACAAGAGGAAAGAAGAAGAAGAAGCUGCUGCUGCUGCUGCUGCCGAGGAAGAGGCAGCACGGAAAAAGAAGGAAGACGCGGAAUACAACGACUGGGCCGCUCAAACGACAGGCACUGCCAAGAAGAAAAAGAAGAAGAAGGGUGUAGUAGAGGAAGAACCCCCGCCGCCACCGCCGCCUCCUCCAGAACCUGAGGUUGUCCCGGAGCCUGAUCCAGCCCCUGUGGAAGAUAAGACUGCUGAAGGGUGGGAUGACUGGGGCUCGGCUGCACCCGUGGUCAAGAAGGGUAAGAAGAGUAAGAAGAAUGCAGCAGCGGCUGCUGUUCCAGAGCCUGAGCCGGUCGUAGUCGAAGCUGCUCCUGAACCAGAAGUCUUACCUGCGCCCUCACCCGUCAAAGAGGAAGAUUCUUGGGACGGCGGGUGGGCGGCAACAACGAUUACAGGAAAGAAAAAGAAGAGCAAAAAGGCUGCAAAAGAAGAACCACCUCCACCUCCUCCCGAGCCUGAAGCUGACCCGGAACCUGAGCCGGAACCCGAACCUGUUGUAGAGCCUGAACCUGAGCCUGAACCUGAACCUGAAGCCGCAAAGACUGAUUGGGGCCUAAGUGCGAUAUGGGGAGGUGGCAAGAAGAAAAAGAAGGGCAAACUCAUCGAGCCGGAACCGGAACCUGAGCUAGCAGGGGAAGAGGUCCAAGAGCCCGUCGACGUUGAAGAACCCAAUCAAGACGAGGAAGAGGACUGGGGCAUGACGCCAUCGUGGGGUAAAAGGCAGAAAGACCCGAAAAAGGACGCUCCUGUGGAGGUUGGUGAAGAAACCACGAUACCUGUGCAGAAGCCCGACGAGGACGAUCCAUGGGGUAGUGCAGCGUUCAACAUUGGUAAAAAGGCAAAGAAGAUCAAGAAGAGCGGCAUAAUUGCGCAAUUGUCCGGCGCUUUCGAGCCGGAGCCUGAACUGCCGCCUAUGAAGGAGAUUGAGGCCGCUCCGCAAGCAGAAGACGAAGACAUUUGGGGAACGGCUGCGACUUCGACAAAGAAAAAGAUGAAGAAGAAGGACGAAGUAGCAGAAGAAGCCUUGACGAAGACGAUAAGCAAAGAAUCGGGUGCCAAAUCUGCCAAUGACACCUUUGAAGAUCUCAUUAAUCUGGACGAGCCCCCGCCACCAGAAGAGGAAGCACCAGCUCCAGUGGAAGAGAAGAAGAAAGACAAGAAAGAAAAGGAAUCAAAAUCCGGCGGCAUCUGGAGCUCGCUCGGCAGCACAAAACCAGGCAAGAAGGAGACGUCGGCAGAGAAAAGGGCUCGUGAGAAGCGUGAGAAGAAGGAGAGGGAAGAGGCUGAAAGACUGGAAAGAGAAGCUGCGGAGAAAGAAGAGGAGGAGCGCCUCGCCCGUGAAGCGGAAGAAGCCGCUGCUGAACAAGCUCGCAUAGAAGCUGAGGAGGCCGAGGCCGAAGCAGCUCGCAUUGCAGCAGAGGAAGAAGCAGCUCGAGUGGCGGCCGAAGAGGCAGAGGCAGAGGCAGCGCGAAUUGCUGCCGAAGAGGCAGAAGCAGAGGCGGCUCGUAUUGUAGCCGAAGAAGCAGAAGCCGCUCGUCUUGCGGCUGAGGAAGCAGAGAGGAAGAGGAAGGAAGAGGAAGAAGCUGCACCCAAGAGCUCCGGAUGGGGCUCCCUCUUAGGCUUUUCCAAAAAGAAAGAGUCCACGAAAGAGAAAAGAGCUCGGGAAAAGAAGGAAGCAGAGGAAAAGGCGGCACGGGAAGAAAAGGAACGUCUUGAGCGCGAAGAACAGGAACGCCUUGCCCGCGAGGAAGAGGAACGUCUCGCAGCAGAAGAAGCCGAGCGUGCUGCUGCCGAGGAACAAGAACGACUCGAUCGCGAGGCUGCGGAAGCAGCAGAGGCUGAAGCUGCAGAGAAGGCUAGGAUCGAAGCUGAAGAGGCUGCCGAAAAGGCUAGGAUUGAGGCUGAAGAGGCGGCCGCCAAGGCCAAAGAAGAGAAAGAGGCGAGCUCUGGGUGGGGUCUGUUUGGAGGGGGUAAGAAGAAGGAAAGUGCAAAGCAGAGACGCGAACGCGAAGCCAGGGAGAAGAAAGAACGUGAGGAGCAGGAGGCCAAAGAAGCGGCUGAAGCGGCAGAGGCCGCGGAGAAGGAAGCUGCUGAGCAAGCCGAGAAGGAGGCAGAGGAGGCUGAGCUCGCCCGCAUCGCUGAAGAAGAAGCGGCAGCAGCCGCUGCCGCCGCUGCCGAACCAGAGCCUGAGCCCGAACCAGUCGUCUUGACCUCAAAAGAGAAGAAGAAGAAAAAGAAGAGGGGCGUUGUCGAGGAAGCCCCUCCUCCACCUCCACCUCCACCCGCGCCAGCGGAGCCUAUGAACGACGACGAUCUGUUCGAUCUAGUCAAGGAUGUACCAGAAGAUGAACUUCUCGCUGAACUCGGCGAGGUCGCUGCUCCCGCUGCUCCAAAAUCUGCUUCGCCGCCGAUUGCAGAGGCCAAGAAAGAAGAGUUUGGAGGUAGUGGUUGGGGAAGCGCUUGGGGUAUCUCACUUCGCAAGACGAAGAAGGUCGAGCCGAAGAUCGAGGAGCCUGAACCUGAACCUGAACCUGAAUCUGAACCUGAACCUGAAGAGCCUGCUCCUGAAGAAGAUCCCGAGGAGCCUGAGCCUGAAGCUGAGCCUGAAGCUGAGCCUGAAGCUGAGCCUGAAGCUGAGCCUGAAGCUGAGCCUGAAGCUGAGCCUGAAGCUGAGCCUGAAGCUGAGCCUGAAGCUGAGCCUGAAGCUGAGCCUGAAGCUGAGCCUGAACCCGAACCCGAACCAGAGGUCCCUGAAGAGCCUCUGGUUGUUGAAGAACCACCAGCAGAGGAACCUCCGCUUAAGAAAUCCUCUAGGAAAUCCAAGUCAGGCACUGAACGUUCAAGCAAGAGCAAAAGCAAAAGCAAACGGGACAGAUACGCCUCACCAGAACCGGAACCAGUUCCAGAACCUAUCACAGAAGAGCCUGAGGUUGAACCUGCACCAGAGGUAGAAGCUGAACCAGAACCAGAACCUGCGCCCAAGAAGUCCUCCAGAGAAAAGUCCUCCAAGGACAAGUCGUCGAGGGACAAAUCUUCAAAGGACAAGUCUUCCAAGGACAAGGACAAGAAGAAAUCUAGAAAGUCGAGACACGAACCCGAACCCGAACCAGAGCCAGAGCCGGAACCAUUCGUCGUCGUACCAGAGCCCGAACCUGAGCCGGCUGAAGAUGUGGUGCCGGGUGGCUUUCCGGCAGACGAGGAUAUGGAUAUGAUGAAUGACCAUCCUGAUGCUGACUUGAUUGACCUUGAUCACCCUGAUGCUGGUCCGGAGCCGGAGGCUGAACCAGAGGCUGAGCCAGAACCUGAGGCAGAGGCUGAUGCUGAGCCAGAACCAGAAGCUGAGCCCGAACCAGAGCCAGAAGCUGAACCAGAGCCAGAACCAGAACCAGAACCAGAGCCAGAAGCUGAGCCUGAACCUGAACCUGAACCUGAGCCUGUGGUUGUUGUUUCUGAGAAGAGGCAUAAAAAGUCAAAGAAGAGCAGCAAGUCACGAUCCAAGCACGUUGUUGAAGCUCCUCCACCUCCUCCACCGCCACCGCCAGAGUUUGAAGCUGAGGAGCCGGCUGAGGAUGAGUUUGAAAAUGCAUCCGCAGAGCGUGAGCCGACAGACGUUGAAGAUCCCGUAGAAGAAGAUGCGGAAGACAAACUGCCUACACCGCCUCCAGAGCCUGUUCCUGAACCCAAAUCAGUUUCCCCGAAAAAGGUUCGUACCAAGGUGCAUCGAAACGGGCCCUCGGGCUCAUGGGGAAUCUUUGCGCCUGGUGCUAAAAAUAAGACUCGCACAAAGUCGUCAGGUGCUGAAGAUGGUGGAAGCAGCGCGGCUCGUACAAAGUCGGUGCGCACCGCAUCGACUAGAGACAAUGAUGCCAAGUCACGCUCAUCUGGAUCCGAUAAGGUGUCGAAGGAACCGAAUAUGUCCCGCUCUAAGCCUGCACGGGCUUCCACAGGCUUUGGUGCACUCUUUGGCGUUGCGCCGCCCCCGCCAUCACGUUCCAAGUCGUAUCGCACAUCCGCAACGCCAAUGGCUCGUUCACGCCGCCCCUCUGUCGACCACGAUGUGAUGAUGUCGCCACCGCAGACCGAUACCGACGCCAAAUACUCAUCAAAAGCAGCAAGGGUCAUGGGCAUGAAGAGCUCUCGUAGAUCAAGUACCAGAGACAGGGGCAAAACUAGAGCUGUUCCAGACCCGUACCCCAUUGAUGAUGAUUUGGACGUCGUUGACGAUGACUAUCCUACGCCAACUCAGAGACCAGAGAUGUCGCGUCGUAAAUCGAAGCGCGAUUCAGCACAGCCCGUGGAGCCCGUGAGUGCGCCGCCCAGUUCGGAUGACCCUGUCUAUGUGGAUCCCAUGGACCUGGAGCCUGCUCCAGCUGAGGCUGAAAGACCCCGCCGUGAGCGCGAAAGAGAUCGCGAAAGAGAUCGCCCACGUCGCGAGCGCGGCAAUUCCGAUGCCAUGCGCACACUUGCAGGAGUUGCGGGCACCGCCGCCGCUGUCAGUGGCUUCAAGGGCAUGUUUGGACUCGGGCGCAAGAAGACUGCGCCACCAGUAGAAGACGACCGUCGUGACCGUCGCAAGAGCACUUAUGAAAACGAGGAUGAGCGUAGACAUCGCAAGCGAUCCACUGCCCGCGGCGGUAUGACGGAGGAAGAAGAGAAGCGAUUACGACAUGAACGCCGUAGUGUCAAGCGCAGCUCACGCAUGCCUGAGGUCGAGGCUGACAUGAUGAUGUCUGGUGGAAAUGGAGGCGCAAACGGCAGUGCCGAACACGAUCCAGAACGUGAAGCACGACGUGCAGAGCGAAGAGCGAAACGGGAGAGAGGAUUAGACAAAGACUCACGUCGCGCCGAGUUGGAGGAAGCCGAGGCCAAGGCUGAACGGCGCCGUGAGCGUGAGCGCGAAAUCGAGCGCACUACUCUUGCGGAAAAGAAGGCACGGCAGAUGGCGGAAUUAGAACGUCGCAACAAGGAGGCUGAAGAGCAACUACGUCGGAUGGCUGAGAAGGAGGAGCGCAAGAAGGCUCGCAUGGAGCGCAAGUCGGCCGAAGACCGAGAGAAGGAUCGUGAGCAUCGUUCGUCGCGCCGCAAGGACAAAGCCAGUGGGACUGAGCGCCGCCGAUCGCAUGCCGACGAUGAUGCAGAACGUCGCCGUCGCCACGAAGAGCGUCGUGCUGCUCGUCGCCAAUCCGAAUACCCCACGGCCGCCAACGGCGAGCCCAUUACUGACUACUUCGACGAACGCAACGGCGGGGCCAUAGCACCCAAGAAGCACCGUAGCUCCCGCGCCGCACAAGAGGAGAAGAACUCGCCCUACAUUAGCAAAGGUGCCGAUAAAACCUCCUCGUGGGUCCAAAGCCUCUCAGACGAACCGCCCCUCCCGCCACCCAUCUCCGAAACCGUCCUCGAUCCCGCCCCCGGGACACGAGAGACGCCCCCGGAGGACGAGGAAACGCCGUCACAAGACGAAGACAUUCGCCUGCGCAUCGCCGGCCGCCGCGGCCCCAAACGCGACAAGGAGCGUGCAGAGCGUGCUCGCGCCCUAGGCGAGCGCGACCGCGCUGACAAGGACCGCAAGAGCCGUCGUCGCGCCCCUGUCGAGGAUGACCGCGAGCGCAAACGCACAAGUCGUCGCACGAGUUAUGCGCCGCCUGUUGCGUACGAGGAGCCGCCUGUUCGGACGUGGGAUGGCAGGCCGGCACUCGAUCAUCCUGCGAGUGGCGGGACGAAGAGGGGGAGUUGGUUUAAGAAGAUGUUUUAG
Molecule: messenger RNA, 8496 nt
Organism: Plenodomus lingam JN3
Lineage: Eukaryota; Fungi; Ascomycota; Dothideomycetes; Pleosporales; Leptosphaeriaceae
Source: RefSeq, a predicted model, not a curated record